Molecule: messenger RNA, 2580 nt
Organism: Strongylocentrotus purpuratus (purple sea urchin)
Lineage: Eukaryota; Metazoa; Echinodermata; Echinoidea; Camarodonta; Strongylocentrotidae
Product: fibropellin-3-like
Exons: 19
Coding region: 431-2068 (545 amino acids)
Biological process (GO): Notch signaling pathway
Molecular function (GO): Notch binding; calcium ion binding
Source: RefSeq, a predicted model, not a curated record
CGACAAUUCAUCCCCUAAGAGUGUCAAGAUAUCGAUGAUUGUGAAUCGAGCACGGAUGUCUGCGAGUCCAGCCUAGAUCGUGUUUGCAGGAACACACCCGGUAACUUCUCGUGCGUGUGCAGUGAGAACACAACAGAAAUCAAUGGAACCUGCCAAAACGCGCUGUCGUUAUCACUCAACGUUCGUCUUACAUUCAUCACUGGAUUAAGCGUUGAAUAUUAUCCUUCUGUGGUCGAAUCGCAAGAGAACCAGCGUCAGUUGGCCCAAGAUGUAUUGCGUUACCUCAAUACAUCACCAGAAUGGGAGACGACAUACUUCAGGCUGUGUCUGUUAAAACUACACUUUGACCGGAAAUUAUGCUCUGGUAUCCUUCCGGGUCGACGUAAAACCUAAUGCAUCUUUGGAUGAUACCAGCCUAGAGCGGAUUUUCAUGGAAUUGCUUCCUGGGUCACGACUUAUUGCCCCAGAUCAUCAAGUCAUGCAGGAGGAUAUCAACGAAUGUGAUCUAUCUUCAGAUGUUUGCCGUAACGGAAACUGUACAAACACUGAUGGAAGCUACUACUGCACUUGUAAUGAGGUUUUCGAAGGAACAGGAAACGAUUCUUGCUCAGAUAUCAAUGAAUGUCUCGGAGCUCACAAUUGCAAUCAGACGUGCCUCAACUCAGCUGGAAACUUUUCGUGUUCUUGUCGUCCUGGGUUUGAGCUUCAUGAUGAUGGGUUCACAUGCAAUGAUAUCGACGAUUGUUCUACCACACCUUGUAUGAAUGGAGGGACUUGUGCUGAUGGAGUAAACACCUUUACUUGUUCCUGUGUUGAUGGCUAUAACGGGAGUAUGUGUGAAACAGAUAUCGACGAAUGUGCUUCCGAUCCGUGUACGAAUGAAGAAGAUUGUACUGAUGGAUUGAACAUGUAUACUUGUGCCUGUUCUCUUGGUUUUACUGGAACUCCGUGCGCAGUUCCAUCAAGUGCCACAACCAUGCAGCCUACAGCAACACCUAGUGCAACCUCACAACUUGUUCCAUCAAGUGCCACAACCAUGCAGCCUGAAACAACACCUAGUGCAACCUCACGACUUGUUCCAUCAAGUGCCACAACCAUGCAGCCUGAAACAACAUUUAGUGCAACCUCACAACUUGUUUCAUCAAGUGCCACAACCAUGCAGCCUCAAACAACACCUAGUGCAACCUCACAAUUUGAUGAGUGUGCGACAGAUACAAGUCUCUGUAAUAAUGGAAGAUGUGUCAACUUGGAUGGAUCAUACACUUGUGUCUGCAACGCUGGAUUCACAUUAGUCAAUGCAAAUUCUUGCAAUGCUCUCUCAAGCAGUCUGUUUACUAGUCGAGUGACUGUGCAGAUUACAGGACAAAGUCUGAAUGGUCAAACCCUGACGUAUACAUCAGAAUUAAGAGAUAGGACAUCGGCCAAAUUCAUGGAAUAUGAAGUUGCAUUCUGUUACAUUUUCAGCCAAUAUGUAAGGGAACAGUUAGGUUCUCAACUUGUCGGUGAUAAUUGCAUAGUGCUGUCAUUAAGCGAAGGUAGUGUAGUCGGUGACCUGCAAAUGGAACUUGCCGCUGACAGCCAAAGUGUAGCAGAUGGGCUUGCUGUGAGUGUUUCUGCUUUGUCUACCAACAUUGAUCAAAUGUUAUCAGCUAAUGGUCAAACUCUUCUGGUAUCGUCUAUAUUGUCAGAAGCUUCUCAAGGAUUGUCGAAUGGAGCCAUCAUUGGUAUUGCUCUCGGAGUUUUUGGUUUUGUUCUCGUCCUCAUAACCUGUGUCUGCUGUGUUUUCGUACAAGGUGUUAGACAAAAUCAAGCAACAAAACUGAUGCUCGCUGAACAACGGUAUGAAAAUCCAAGUAGACAAAAUAGAGGCUUCUACGGAAACGAAUCUUUCAAUGGUUCUGAUGAGUACAACUCCCUUGAAGGACGCCGGUAUGCUGUUGGUCAAGCAUUGGAUCGACUGCGCGGAACUGAUUCACAGCGUCAUGAAGAUCGCAAUUUCUGGACUCCCUAUGUGGUAGAUGGGAGUGAAACGUACAAUGAUGUGGAGCGAAAUCCCAUGCAUUAUUAAUCACCAAGAAUCUUACCUUCGGACAAAGAACGAAUAUGACAACGGAAAAGAAUUUAGUGAAUUAGUUACGUCUUAUGGAUAGAUGGGUUCUCUUCUGGAUAGGCUGAAUAUCAAAGUGUAUACAAUCAUAUUAUUAGAUUAAGUAAGGGCUUACUUGCAUUUGACAGAUUGACUGAUUUAAUUGAUGUAAUCAUUCCAAGUCUCUGUUACAAACAACCAUACUAUUUUAUCAAUUAACGGCUUACUUGCAUUUGACCGAUUGGCUGAUUGAAUUGAUGUAAUCAUGUUAAACUCACAUCAUUUUAAAAAGACUGCUUUUCAGCAAGUAUGUGUUACAAACAUAAAACUGAUGUUAUACAGACCAAAUUGGAUAUAAGUACAUGAAUAAUUUCAAUGUAAUUUACUGUAUCUGUGAAUAUAUAAGGGCUUCAUUGUUAAAGAUGAAGUUGAGUUCUGGUCAUGCGAUUGCAUUGUGAAAGAAACGGUGUGGAAUCGAUAAGAAAAGGUUGAUC